Messenger RNA from Stylophora pistillata, 5297 nucleotides. RefSeq names its product solute carrier family 15 member 4. Gene Ontology annotation, molecular function: transmembrane transporter activity. Gene Ontology annotation, biological process: transmembrane transport. Gene Ontology annotation, cellular component: membrane. NCBI's taxonomy places the organism in Eukaryota, Metazoa, Cnidaria, Anthozoa, Scleractinia, Pocilloporidae. The record is from RefSeq and is a predicted model, not a curated record.
CUGCGAGGAUCGUGCAUCAUUCGUAUCUAUAACCGCAGUUCAAAAUAUAUGAACUUCAAAUAUUCACCGUAACAUUUUAUAUGUUUAUCAGUUGAGAUAAUUGCGAUUAUUAUCCGCUCGAUUGAGGCGAUUGCGUAGUUCGCUAUAGCGUGUCACGACAUCGGCCUUCUGGCAAUACAAUAGAAUAGAAAAUCCAGUUAAUACAUGCGAAAAGGUUUCUUGUUUUUGCUUUGUGAUUUUGCUUACCACAUAUGCAUGGUUUGGCAUGACUUUAAGAAUCACGAGCUUGAAGAAAGCAAGUAUUCCUGUUCCUGCAUUAGCUUAAGUGUGACACAGCCAACAAUGUGACCUAAUAUAAUCUUGUUGUCACAAAACAGGACGUAAUGCUACCUUUUUACGAAAAUAUCUAUCAUUCAGCUUAAAGAACUUUGAAAGUACGUGUGUUAAGGACCGUAAUCAUGGAGUUGUUGCGACCAGCAAAGGUUCCACAUGAUGUAACCUGUACUUUUAUCUACGAACCUGUACGAUGUACUUUUAUCGACGAACUACUUUGAUGUAUAGCCUUUUUAACAUAUAUUUUCGACAAUUGUGAUUGCGAAAAAACUUCCUUCAUUCUGGGCCUUUUAGUUUUCCAAAUGUAUCAUAUGCUAGAUCCUCUUAAAGGACCACAGGAUUUCUAUUUGUGAUUACCAAUGAAUUAAUAGUAAAAUAAUUAUAAGUAAAUUGACUAUCGAACCAUUAGGCUAAAUUGACCAUCAUUUGAAAAUUAGAUGUCUGAUCGACUUAAAAUGUAUCUGAGAGGUGACUAAGUGACGCGAAUAUGGUAUCUCAAAGAUUGAAUGAUUCUACAUAAACGAAGCAGAACCCCCUUACUGGGUGACAUAGCAAUCAUCAUUUUUUUUCGAAAGGGUGCAUUUCAUCAUGGAAUAGUCACUUUUGGGUCACUCCCAAAGGUAAAGUAUUAGUAGCCUGAACUCUCUUGUAAAUGUCUCAACUAUAUUUGAAUCGUUUCUUCACCUUCCUUUGUUGUUGUUGUCCUGUACCGCAGAUAAUGGCGUCUCGCCUGAGCGACGGUGGUCUGCCGCCAAUGUACGAUGAGACAGUGGGCAUACAAAGAGAAGGCACAUCUUCAAAGAAAACCACUCUUGUUGUCCUAUGUAUCUUAUUUGUGGAACUUUGUGAACGUCUGACAUUUUACGGUUUAACAGCAAAUCUGGUGUUUUACUGUAGAGAUGUUCUCAAGCUUUCUUCACCAUUACCAAGCACAGUUGCGUUAGCAUUUCAAGGGACAUGCUUCUUCACUCCUGUUAUAGGCGGUUGGCUGGCUGACACCGUAACUGGGAGAUACAACGUUAUAUAUGGAAGUUCGUUACUCUACAUAGUCGGCACCGCUCUUCUUACAGCUACCACUUAUAACUACCCAACAGCCUACGCUUUGAGCAUUCCAGUUAAGGGGGCAUUCCUAGCUGUCUCGCUUAUCCUAAUUGCCAUAGCAACUGGAGGAAUUAAGGCCAAUGUGUCCCCGCUAGGAGCAGAUCAAGUCAAAGACGAAGGACAAGAAAUGGUCCAGAAAUUUUUUGACUGGUUUUACUGGUUUAUACAGGUUGGGUCUCUGAUCGCUUUCACGGCAGUUGUGUAUGUCCAACAGCAAGUGUCUUUUUUCUACGGCUACUUGCUAACUGCCUUGUCUAUGAUUUUAGCAACCUUGCUGCUGUUGUUUGGAAGAAACCACUACAUAGUUCAUUCACCAAAAGGAAGCUUCCUGACUGACACCCUACGAAUUAUUGGUGUUGGUAUCAAAAACAAACUCCGCUGCAAGAGUUAUCAUAUUCAAAGUCACUGGCUCGAUGGAGCUAAAGAUGAUAUGGGAGGACAUUUUUCAGAGGAAGUGGUAGAAGCUGUUAAGUCGUUGGUUCGCCUGGUCCCAAUAUUCUUAACAUUUAUCUUCUACUGGACAAUCUUUGGGCAGGGUCUCACCACGUAUCUAUUGCAAGGCUCUUAUAUGAAGUUGGAAAUCACCGAUAAGUUCACAUUUCCCGCGGCGUCACUAAGUGUAUUCGAAAAUGCGUCUUUAUUACUUUUGAUUCCCCUUAUUGAUCGAGUUGUCUACCCAGGCCUCCGACGUCUUGGCUUCAACUUCACUCCUCUGCGCAGAAUUGGCGUUGGAUUGAUUUUUGCUGCUGGUUCUGUGGCCUUGGCAGGAAUCAUCGAAAUUGUGCGAAAACGUUAUGGAAGGGUCAAACAGAAUGUUUUCAAUACAACCAUUGAUGCAUCGACUAUGAGCGUGUUUUAUCAAGUGCCACAAUAUAUACUCCAAGGAGUAAGUGAAGCUCUGGUGUCUGUAACAGGUCUUGAAUUUGCCUAUUCCCAGUCUCCACCCGAGUUGCGUGGCGUGGUAAUGGGUUUGUGCUUGGCUAUGAUUGGCUUGGGUUACUACGUAGCAAGCCUGCUGGCGUCAAUUGUCAAGCACGCUUCACAUAGCAAGUGGUAUCCUGAUGACCUCAAUAAAGGCACACUCGAAUGCUACUUGUUCCUUCUGGCCGGGCUUAUGCUUGUUAACUUGGCUGUGUUCUUGUAUUUAGCAUUAAGGUAUCACUAUGUCGCCGAUGAUCCAGACAGCCCUGAAGAUUAUAAGCACGUUAAGAGAAAAAGAAGCUACAAAAGUGUCAACUCUUCGAGUUUUUCGGAUAUUUCCCAAAACGAUCUCGAUACGCAGAUUUCUAUGAAGUGCCAAAUGAUGGAUUCUCCCAGAGAUGAAAAUGACGAGCUUUGUUCAAAUUACGACGAUUAUGAAGAAAACCCUUCAGAAUUGAAUGAAUCACCAUCUGAAGAUCUAGUCUCCAGCAACACUUCUCUUACAGUUGUUUGUAUAUUAUUCGUUACCUUAUUUGAACGUCUGUCGUAUUAUGGGGUGGCUGCAAAUCUGGUGUUUUACUGUACUGAUAUUCUUAAUCUUUCCUCGCCACUAUCCAGUUCAAUCGUCUUGGCAUUUCAAGGAACAUGCUUCGUUACUCCUAUAAUCGGGGGUUGGCUGGGGGACACAACAGCUGGGCGUUACAAUGCCGUAUAUGGCAGCUUACUGGCCUACGUUAGCGGCACCGCUCUAUUCACAGCUACUACUACCUCUAAACAUUCAGGAGGUUAUGUCUUGAGCAGAUUAUACCAGGUGUUAUUUCUAGCUGCGUCCCUUGUCCUAAUUGCAAUUGCAGUGGGAGGAGUCAAGGCAAAUUUGUCAUUAAUGGGAGCAGACCAAGUGAAAGGCAAAGGACAAAAAGUGGUGGAGAAAUUCUUUGUUUGGUAUUACUGGUUCAUACAAGUUGGUUCGUUGCUGGCCUUCACAGCUGUGGUAUACAUCCAACAAAACAAGUCCUAUUUCUAUGGUUCCCUAAUAACUGUGGCUUCAGUAGCGUGUGGAACUAUUAUGGUGCUGAUGGGAAGAAACCAUUACAUACUGCAUCCCCCUAGAAGCAGUGCCUUGGCCGACGCACGACGAAUUUUUGCGCUUGGUAUCAAAAACAAACUCUGCCGCAUAAAAGAUCCACUUUGGACUCACUGGCUCGACGGAGCUAAGACCACUAUGGGCGGUGCCUUCUCUGGGGAAAAGGUAGAAGCUGUCAAGUCCAUGGUUCGUUUUAGUCCAAUAAUCUUCACGUGUAUCUUCUAUUGGACGAUAUACAGUCAGGGUACUACAGCAUUUUUAUUGCAAGGCUCUUACAUGAAUUUGAAAGUCAUUAAUACGUUCCCAUUUCCCGCGGCUUCACUUUCCAUAUUUGAAAUUUUGUGUGUGUUAGUUUUGAUUCCCAUUAUUGAUCGAGUUGUCUACCCGGGCCUCCGACGCGUUGGCUUCAACUUCACUCCACUUCGUAGAAUCGGCGUGGGGAUGCUUUUUGCUGCUGGGUCUGUGGCCUUAGCAGGAUUGAUCGAAAUCGAGCGAAAACGUCGCUUCGGAAGAUUCUCGCAAGAUGUUUUUGGUGUUAAAAAGAACGCAUCGUCAAUGAGUGUGUUUUAUCAAGUGCCCCAGUAUAUCCUCCAAGGAACAAGUGAAGCUUUGGUGCCUGUAUCAGGUCUCGAGUUUGCCUAUGCUCAAUCUCCACCAGAAUUGCGUGGCUUAGUAAUGGGUGUGUGUUGGGCAAUGGUUGGCGUGGGUUACUACGUGGCGAGCUUGCUGGUGUCAAUCGUCAAAUAUGCUUCACACGCCACUUGGUAUCCUGAUAACCUCAAUAAAGGCACACUUGAAAACUACAUGUUCCUAUUAGCUGGGCUUAUGUUAAUCGACUUGGUGGUUUUCCUGUAUUUAGCAGUGAGGUAUCGCUAUGUUGACCAUGGAGAAGGGCCUGGAAAUGAUGGCCACCGCGCCCCCGGACGUGCCAGAGUUGUAUCACUCGCGACAGCUGUACCCGUGAACAAUGACGUCUACCCUCAGUUACUAGUUCGGUGAUCGUGUUAUAAAUGUGUUAAAAGAUAUGUUGUCUGUUUGGAAAACAAACGCAAGUUGCAUGAGGCUGUCUGAUCUUGUAGUUAUUUGAAGUCUAGAUGGAAUAAAGCUUUGCUCAUCUAGGCUUGUAGUAUCUCGAUCUUCAACGAGAGAUCCUGUCCUUUCAGUAAAGACAUCAGUCGGGCGUGGAGAGUGUAUAGGAUGAUUUUUAAGUCCAAAACGAUUUAAUUCCUUUGAAUAGCGUUACGUCACGAGGACUUUUCUGUUGCUUAAGGUUAAUGCAGUAGUCCUUAGAAGCUGCUAGUUUCCUAGAAUCAGGAGAAUCCUCGGAUUUUGGACUCUCUUAGAAUAUUGCAUAAUUCAGGAUCUCGACUAAUGAUAAUAAUUUCUCCGUAAGAGAAAACCGCUCCCCAACUUCGGAACAAUCAUAGUCUUAAAUAUAACUUUAUUCAAAAGCCAAUCUUUUAACCAUGUAUACCUUUACAUUACGGCAGGAUAAGUAAGAAAAGUGCGGGUAUCAACAACGCAAUAACUCCAGGUAGAGACUAUUGGAACAGGAUCAGCGAACUGUCUCUAUUUUAAUUUGCGCAGAUAAUUUGUACUAUUGUCAUAUGCAACGUAUUUUUGGGAAUAUGAAGUAAUCUUUUUCUUUCAUUUAAAGUUUUUCUCUCGAAAGCUAUUUCACACGGCUCUAAAUAUCAUGUGUUAAGUCCUCGUGCGCUUGAUGGUGCAUCCCAGCUUUCUCACUCAAUUACGACAUUCAUAAAUGUAUAUAAAAAUAUUUACCGACAAAACUCAAAUUUCCAAACAACGUUUAAUUGGUGCAACCGACAGGAUUCAGUAAUAAAGUAGCGUUAAUUAU